Messenger RNA from Paramecium sonneborni, 1290 nucleotides. The record is from the annotation of a GenBank genome assembly. NCBI's taxonomy places the organism in Eukaryota, Ciliophora, Oligohymenophorea, Peniculida, Parameciidae.
AUGGAUCAAAAUGAUAAAGAAAUAGAUGAGGAAUAAUUUAAAAAGGAAUUUGAAGAAAAGGUUGAAAAACGUAAACAAUGGUUAUUAGAGGAAUUGAGAAGUUGUGGAAAGUUUUUAGAUGUAAGUGCAAAGAAAUUAGAUGAUCUAGAUGCUUUGACUGUAAAGAGCUAUUCAAAUAUAAAAGAUAGCAUUGUAUCUUCAUGAGUGUUAAGCAGAAUUAACAGUGUUUCAUAUAGGAGCUAAUUCAAUAAGUGACAGAGGAUUUAUUGACAUGUUGACAGGAUUGCAAUGGCAUGAUAAAAUUAAAGAAAUUUAUAUUGGAAAUAAUGAAAUUACAGAAGUAGAAAAAUAAUGAUAUAAUAUUAUUAGAUAGGUAUUUAAGGUUUGAUUGAGAUUUCAAGCUGUUUCAAAUAAUUGAAAAUAUUGAGUAUGAGUUCUUGUUCAAUUGAUGAUUCAACUUUCAUUUAAUUAUGUUAUGCACUGCCAGAAUUAAAAAAUUUGUAAUAAUUGUAAGUGCCAGCAAAUAAUAUUUCAGAUUAUGGUAAUGAAAUAUUAAAUAUUAUAGGAUUGAUAUGUUUUUCAACUUUGUUAGCAACAAACAGUUUACCUAAUUUGACUGUAGUUCAUUUUGGUAAUAAUCCAUUGACAUCUAAAUCUUUGGUUCCAUUUUUUUAGGCCUUGAAAAAAAAUAAGACUAUCAAAAUCUUAUAUUUAAACGAUAUAGGAAUGGAAUUGGUAACAAUUAAAUAAGUGGCUAUUUGUUUGAAAAAAAAUAAAACAUUGGAAGAUCUUAAUUUAGGAAAUACAGGAUUUUCUGAUAGUGCAGCAUCAAUAUUAUGGCCAAGUUUGAAAUAUUUAAAGAAAUUAUAAUUAUGGAAUAAUCAUUUAACAGAUAAAUCCAUAUUUGAAUUUAUAAAUGUAUUAGAAAGAGAAGAUAUUGGAUUAACAUAUGUAGGAUUAUAGGAUAAUGAGAUUGAAGAAUUAGAUUUGGUUGAAGAUUUGAAUGCUUUACUUAAAUAGAAUGAACUUAUAGAGAAAUUGACAGAAUAAAUAGAACAUAAAGAAGAAUAAGAAGAAGUGGAUGAAGACAAAUAGGUUAAAUAAAUGAUAGAAUUAGCAAAAUUAGAGGAGAUAGAAGAAAAAUUAGGAUAAUUAGAAAAGCUUGAUGAACCAUAAGAAGAGAAAUAAGAUGUUGUUAAUGAAUUAUAAGGAAAAUUAAAAAUAAAAAAAUGGACUGGGGAGAUUGAAGAUCCUGAAGAUAAAACAUUAAAACACUCUGUAAUGGAAUGA